This is a messenger RNA of Aethina tumida (small hive beetle), 2460 nucleotides long. It is a transcript of the gene Arp5, whose product is annotated as actin-related protein 5. The record is from RefSeq and is a predicted model, not a curated record. Gene Ontology annotation, biological process: regulation of DNA-templated transcription. Gene Ontology annotation, cellular component: Ino80 complex; cytoplasm. Bases 259 to 2241 code for a protein of 660 amino acids. Lineage: Eukaryota; Metazoa; Arthropoda; Insecta; Coleoptera; Nitidulidae. The transcript has 6 exons.
AAAAGUGGUCCUGUACUGAUGCUGUGUGAUGUAUUGUGGGUUGUGUGCCAACUGGCGCACAAAAAUGAAUCUCAAAUUUAAGGGUUUUUAAAUUAUUAUUGAUCCAAUAAAUUUCACCAUUCUAAAUGAAAUUCCAUUACGCACUAGUACAAUUAACGUGCGCAGCUUGACUUGUUAUUGUGUUUAUACCAAUAUCAAUAUAACCUAGAAAAUGUAUUCAACACAAUUUUAGCCUAAAUUAAAUUUUGCUAAUUAAUUAUGGAAUUAUUGGAAUUUAAAGAUGCAAAAUCAAUUCCAGAUAUUGUACACACUUACACACCUUCCCUCAGAAAUAACGCUGUACCUAUUGUAAUUGAUAAUGGGUCAUAUCAGUGUAGAGCCGGAUGGGCAACAAACGGAGAACCUUUAUUAUUAUUUAAGAACCUUAUAGCAAAGCCCAGAAAGGAACGGUCUAAAAAAGACACAGUUGAAGUACCACAAACACCACAACUACAAGUAGGAAAUGAUAUUGUAAACAUUGAAGCAGUUAGGUUCCAACUGAAAACGCAGUUUGAUAAAAACGUAGUCACACACUUCGAAGCACAAGAACAUUUAUUUGACUAUACAUUCAGCCAUUUAGGCAUCGACACAGAAAAUUGUGUGCCACAUCCAAUUUUAUGUACAGAACCGUUUUUAAAUCCCAACUCAUCCAGACAGUUAAUGAGUGAACUUUUGUUUGAAUGUUAUGAUGUGCCCGGAAUAUGUUACGGAGUUGAUUCAUUAUUCGCUUACAAUUAUUCUGCGAAACCUUUAGAGAAUGGAUUAAUUGUGAGUUUGGGUUACCAUGUUUGUCACAUAAUACCCAUAAUUGGUCACAAAACCAUUCACGCCAACACCAGAAGGUUAAACACAGGUGGCUUCCAAAUUAUAUCAUUUUUACAUCGAAUAUUACAGUUAAAAUAUCCGGCGCAUGCAACCGCCAUAACAUUAAGUAGGGCUGAAGAGCUGCUUCACACUAUUUGUAAAGUGGCUCUGGAUUAUCGAGGGGAGGUUUUAAAUUGGAAUGAUCCUGACUACUAUGAAGAUAACAUUAAAAAAAUUCAAUUACCUUAUUCGGUGUCUGUUGCUAGCUCAUCCUUAACUGUGGAGCAGCAGAAGGAACGGAAAAAGGAGUUGGCCAGGAGGCUAACAGAAAUAAACGCGAGGAAACGUGAAGAACGACUAAGCGAGUUCAAAACGAAACUGAAAAGCUUGACUCAAAUUGUAGAAAUGAUACAGUAUGGCAUAGAUGAGGAGGACAUUCAGGCUGCAUUUUCGGAGCACCAAAUUAAAAACGUUCAGGAUUUGCAAAAGAACAUUGCCAAUUUGAAAAUGAAAAUCGAUAAAACAGUCCAAAAGAUACAGGCAGCCAACAAUGCUGAAGAAGUGGAUGAGCCUCCAGCCAAACAGUCCAAGUACACCAAAAUGGUGUUCGAAAACGAAAAAGCCAUGCACUUGUAUCUGCAAAACAUUAAAAAAUUGAGGCAAGAAAUUUUGAAUAAGAAAAUGGUAAGGAAACAGAAAAAGCAGGACAUGGCGAAGAGGAGGACGGCUGCUGGCCAAGAAAGAAUGCGUAUCAUUUCCCAACUGGCAAGAAAAGAAAAGGGGAACGACGACUUCGGCUUAAGAGACGAGGACUGGGAGAUCUACAAAACCAUCAGCAAAGACGGCGGCGACUCCGACAGCGAAGCAGAGAACGAAAAACUCGUGGAAUACGAAGAAAUCAUACGUGCCCACGAACCGUCCGAACUGGACGAAAUAUCGACGCCGGGCGAGACCCAUCAACUACACGUGGGCAUCGAAACUAUCAGGGCGCCGGAAUUGCUGUUUAAACCGUACAUGCUGGGGUCGUCCGAAGCUGGACUCUCUGAGGUGAUAGGCUACGUUUUGUCGUUGUUUUCACCGGAAGAUCAGCUGAAAUUGGCCGCCAAUGUUGUGGUGGUUGGGGGACUGGCCAAUUUGAAGGGUCUCAGGGAGAGGCUCCUGCACGAAUUAAUUUCAAUAAGGCCGUUCCAGUCCGAAGUAAACGUUUCUAUCAUUAACAACCCCAAUUUAUCGGCGUGGCACGGUGCGAGAAAAUUCGCCAAGUCUGCCGACUUCAAGAAGAGUUUGUUGACGAGAAAAAUGUACGAGGAGAACGGACCGGAGUAUUUUAUUGAGCACGCGUCGUCAAACCCUUGUUAUCCCACUCCUAAGGGACAACCAGGCGAGUUUGAUGUCUGAUUUUAUCAUUAAGAACAUUAAUCUACUUUUAUAUGAAUUAUGACAAUGAAUUUUAGAGGUGUUCACUUGAAUUAUUUAUAUUAUGCACUCUUCAUUGGUGAAACCAUUAAUUAAAAUUAAAUUUUACAGUAAAUCUGUUUUCAAGUUAUUGUUUUUUAAGUAUUUUCAAUAUUGUUGUACAUAAUAUUCCAAUUAAUUUUAAUACUUUCUAUGAAUUAU